Molecule: messenger RNA, 2889 nt
Organism: Anarrhichthys ocellatus (wolf-eel)
Lineage: Eukaryota; Metazoa; Chordata; Actinopteri; Perciformes; Anarhichadidae
Product: coiled-coil domain-containing protein 92-like
Exons: 3
Coding region: 846-1751 (301 amino acids)
Source: RefSeq, a predicted model, not a curated record
UUUCCAAAAGAUUGAUGAACAACAUCUAUCAUCUCAAGGAAUAAAAUACAAAUAUGAUUCCUUUCUUUGCUUGCAACAGCUGGUAGCAUCACUUCCACGGAGCUCCUCCUCCUCCUGCUGCUGCUGCUUCGUGGCACUGAUCACCCCUCAUACCGGACUGCUUUGUUGUGGGUACAGCAGCCGCACUGCACGUACAGAGAAGAAGGUUAUGAGGAGGUUAUUUCUACUCAGACUGCAGCAGGAUUCGUUCACACGGUCGGGAAACACGUCGGCCUGCUGCAACAGAGAAACAGCUCAGCCGAGAGCACGAGAAACGCGCAAAGCGCUGGUUUGCACGCAGAACGUCUUUGCACGAGUCUUUUUGUUUUACUCCAUCUCCGCUGCAUCGAGGGGCGGAGACAGCGCGGCGAUACGAGGAUCCAUGAGAGACGCUCUGAACAGGACACAGCUUCAGUAUCACGGUAGGCCACGGUCACAGUGAUGAAUGCACAGUUACAGGUAGACACCGCGUGAGCCACGGUGCAGAAACUAGAAAGCUUUUAUGGGCUAGAAAUAAAACCGAAAGAGGUUAUUCAAAUAGAGAGUGUUUUUUUUUAUAAGAUAAUUACCUCAUAAAGCUAAUGCAGAAAAUCUGAGUGAGAUAGAAUAUCGAGCAGAUGGUUUGUCAGUGUAGCUUGGUAAAUAGAUUAUGUUUACUUUCCAUGGAACAGACGCAUAGUAAGCCUACCUGAGCUCUGCUCUAUGUCGGUCCUCAAAAUGGACCCACAACAGCUGUAGUGGGAGAAACCUUACCAAAAGACAUCCAGCCUCCUGCAUCUGUGUGCAGGUUGUGUAGGGCUGCAGCCAUGGAUGCUGGGAAGCUGGAGCAGCAGGUGGCCAGUGUGGAGAGAGGCAUAGCCUUCCUGAAGCAGGAGCACCUGACCAUGCUGACGGGUCUGCAGCUGGAGAUCACACACCUGAGGAGGCGCUGUCAUGAGCUAAGCUGUGAGCUGGACUCCAGGUUUCCUGACAGAAGCACAGAAGAGGAAGAAGCAGAGCUAGCAGCACGCUGUGAGGCUGCACAGCGGCUCCUAGAGGACCAGCAGUGCGUGAUGGUGGCCACGCGUGGAGAGCUGCGGGCUGGCCGGGCACGGGCAUCAGCACUGGGAAGGAGCCUGAGAGAAGAAGAGCGGCACUUCCUGGAGGAGCUGAAACGUCGCAGCCACAAGAUCACACUACUGAGUCGAGAGCUGCAACGCCAAAAUGUCACCACGACAACCCUCUGCCACGAGCUCCACACCGCACGCUUAAAACUGUUCCAGCAACGGCAGCAGAGCACAGAGUCUGGGGCCGAGGGAGAGGGGGAACCCAGAGGAAAGGAGGAAGAUGAGAAUGAUGAUGAUGAUGAAGAAGAAGACGAAGGUGAGGAGGAUGAAGAUUACGAAGGGGAGGGCUCAGACUGGCUCCUGUCUCCACCUCCCCCGGCCUCUCCUAGCCAACCAGAAGCGAGACACAAGAGGCGUGUCAGCACGAGGGAGGAGAGGGUCAGAGCUUGCGUCCCCCAGGAGAGGGUGACGUCACCGCAGAGGCCACACCCUAUGCCUGACCCCGCCCUCUUCCUAGUGCCGCUUAGAUACCGCCUCCUCCGCUUGAACCAGCCGAUCAGAACGCAGAAUGGAGAGGGGAUGGAGGACGAGUGGGAGGAUAUAGAGGACAGCAGGGUGCACAGGAGGGUGGACAUGGGAGCAGGAGAGGGAGAAACUGCUCUGUGAUGAAGACAGAAAAGACAACGUUGUCUUCCAGCAAGUUUUUGGCCAAGAUCAACCAACAGCUGAAGCAGUUAUUCUAGAAAAAAGCUUAAGACAAGAUGUAACCAUGUGAUUGUCUGUAGAUUUCAGGAAGUGAGUUAAAUAUUUAGAAGUUAGUUGCACAAGAGCGUGUGAUCACAACAGCGUAUUAACCUAAUCCGUCACAUUGAUGGUACAACGUGUACUUUGAAAAUGUGAAGAUAAAAGAGCUGGUCCAAAAAAAAAGACUGAAUAGUGGUACAGUUUCAUAUGGAUGCCUUUUGAUUUUAACACUGUUGAUCACGGCUUUUGCUGGUAAUUAGUAGCCUUGCCAUGAAUACUGUGAACACACCGUACUGUUGACGUACGUGGCAACCUGCUUUUUCACUGCACUAGCUGCAUUCCAGGUGUGAAAAGUCACUCGAGAAGGCUUAGGGACAUUUUGUAUGAUUUGCACUUUAUUAAAUUCAUGCAAUGUGCCUCGUCAUGGCAGAGAAUUAUUUCUGGAGUAUUGUUGUCUUUUGUCUCAGUGUUUAAAAAGUUUGUGUCACAGCAAUACUUCAUAAGCACUACUAGCUUUAUUGAUGGCUCUGUUCUGUGAGUAAGCCAUGACAAUGUGAAAGUGAGCCAGCAUGAACAAUACCAGGACCUUGACACAGCUAAAUGGAAUUGAGCCUUUUAUUGAUUUUAUUAUUUGCACCUUUGCUUUUCCUACAAUGACAUGUGAAAAUAUCUGCUGUAAAAAAGGCCUGUGUGGCUACAAAGAUGUUCUGACCAACUGCUCUCAAAUCUAUUAUUUAUACUCAAAUUGUAUAAGAGCUGAAAUGAUUAUCCAAUAAAUCGAGUAGUCAGCCGCAUCAAUAAAUCGAUCAUACACGUCAUUAGUCAAGCAAAAACAUUAAACAUUUAUUAAUUUCCUUUUUUUUACAAAUUUGUGAUGUUUUAUAGGUCAAACUAUUUAUCAACUAAUCAAUAGAAUAAUCUGACCUAAAUUGUACAAAAUAAAAACAUUCACCAGUAUUAAAUAUCAGCAUAACCCUCACAGAACGGUUUACAGCCCACUUCUGGAUCUGGACGAUUGUGAUGACUGAGUCUGACCAUCCUUCAUUUGCAAUCUGCAUCU